AUGGUUUGUUUACAUUUCGCUAAUCGUUCAAACGUCUCUAGGGUCCAUUUGGGUCCAUAUAGAGAAAGACCUACAAAUUCGAGGUUAGAUCUGAACGAAGUCAUUAUAAUGAUCGAUGAGACUGAAAUACUCGCCAAUGGCAGUCUGAACUUGCCCAUUAAUAAAAUAUUGGGCAGUUCAAUAAAGUCACCUUCUUUGUUCACAGUACAGGACGAUGUGGUUGCAUAUACUGCAGGAAGUGGAAUAGUUGUCAGUAAAUUAGAUAAAGUAAAGGGCAAUGUUAUAUCGCAGAGGUUUUUCUGUGUCAAUUCUAAACAAGAUGCUGCAGCUUCUGCCAAUCCAUAUGCACCUUCGUCUGCUAAUGCAUAUUUGAAUAUGAUUAAAAAGGAGAUAAUCUCACCUAGCACAAACGAGGAAUCUUUCAAGGCAGAUUCCUUCGGGUACCCUUUUGAAACAAUCAUAUCGGGCUCUUCCUCAGACAACCACUUGGAUAGCAACCCCAAAGUAGAGAACAGCGGAUCUAUCACAUUUGAUGUAAACACUUCUUCACCUUCCAAAUUUAAAGAUAGAGUGAGAUCGAUUAGCUGCUUGUCCAUCUCUCCGAACAAGUCCAUCCUUGCCAUUGGUGAAAUAGGGUACCAUCCGAGAAUUGCCCUUUUUUCUUUGGCUCCUGACCUGUCUUCCUCUCCUAUUGCUUUGGUUUAUGAACACUCAUUUGGGAUCAACUCCAUAUCAUUUGCUCCAGAUCUGAGAACUUUCAGUUCCUUGGGGUUGUUGAAUGACGGGUUUUUAAACAUAUGGAGGUUCAAUACUAAUCCCUCCGGAUAUAUGGAAAGCAUACAACUUCAAGCAAGUAACAAAUGUACCUCUGUUGUCAACAAACUUAUUUGGCACGAAAACUAUUUAAUAACUUUAGGAUUGCGCAUGGUUAAGGUUUGGAAGUACGAAGAAAGACGUAAUAAUAACAGCUUCAAUAAUAUGGCGCUAAAGGGUAAGAAUGUCUUGUUGGGCCAGCUCAUAAAUUCUAAUUUUAUAGAAGGAGAAAGUUUGAGUGCCGAUGAAGUGAUAAUAAUGACCGAUAACUCCCAAAUCUUACUUUUAAAGUUGCAGUAUGACAAUUUAAAAUUGAUUACUUUGGACUCUGCAUCAAUUACGAAACCAUUUCAUACAAUGUGCAUUGAUUACUUAGGUGAAAAGGUAUGGUUUGGAUGUAAAGAGGGGAAAUUGGAGACUCUCAGAAUAAGUGAAUUGAAAGAGUCAACAGGUAAAGUGAAAGCAGUCGAACAGCCUACGAACUCGAAGCUUGCUACAAUGUUAAAUAGUCCAUUGAAUCCGAACCAUUCGAAUUCAAAUUCUAGCUUGAAUGGCUCGUCAGACACUUCGAAUAAUCUCGUACUAAAGGUAUUCGACUAUGACAGUGAUACACUAUUGGUGUACACCCCAAGUCAAGAAUUAAAGCUCAUCGGCAAAGUAGAGCAAUCCAAGAAGGUAAUUGUAAGUUCGUUACUUAAAAACUUAUCGGGAAUCAAAAAUACUUACCUGAAAGAAUUACUUGUGUUUUCGAAGGAAGGAAUAAUAAAGAAAAUCGAUUAUGAAAAUCAUUAUAAAGAGUCCAUUAUCAGUACGUUAAGGUUACCUUCUAAUGAGUUAAUACCCAACUGUCUCACUGCAGUCGAUAAGUUAAAUGAGAAAGUAUUAGCCUGUGGAGAUAAACAUGGAAAUAUAUACGUUGGAGCAUCUACAGACGAGGAAACUCUUUCGAUUGAGUAUCAAAUAAAAGCACACACUUCAUCCGUGAACGAAGUUAUCUUCUUCGAAGGGACUAGAAACUAUUACAUGUGCAGUAUUUCCAGGGACAGAAUGAUACAAAUCUUUAAAAAGUCGAAGUCAGAUGUAAGUGGGUGGGAUAUUUUGCAAACCUUGCCGACUCAUUCAGCGAACAUUCUUCGAGUCUUUAACUCGAAUGAUAAGUUGUAUACUUGUUCUUCAGAUAGAACAAUAUCUAUACAUUCCAUUGUUGAAGAUGAAGGUUCGGACAAGGUUACAGUAGUUCAAGAAAAGAUAAUCUCACUCAAGAACACUCCUAUUACAAUGAAGUUGUACGGGAAUGAUUUGAUCGUUUCUACUAGCGAUAAGGUCCUUCUAAUAUAUAAGAUCAAUGGGAAUUUCGAACUCAAGCGAUCUCUAAAGCUAAUCAAUGCAAGCAUCAAUGAGUCAUUAUUGAUUGAGAACUUUGUUGUGCAUAAUAAUGUGAUAAUAGCAUCAUCAUCCGAUAAAUCAUUACGAAUUUUCAACUACCAACUGGGAAAACCAAUUGCAGUAUAUUGGGGGCAUCUGGAUAGUAUAUUAAGCUUAAAAUUAGUUUCAAAUUUCAAUGAGCUAUUGUCUAUCAGUUUAGAUGGUUGCUUAUUUAAAUGGAACUUAAAGUCACAAAGGACGGAAGAAGUUGCUAGAGACCAAAGUAGAAGUGAAAAUGAGCUUAAAAAUUUAGAGUACGUCCCAUUGUAUGCCAAAGUAACCAGAAAGAUCAUUCCUAACGUUGUGACAGCACCAUCUUCAACACGCACUCCCACACGUUCUAGAAGGUCCUCAUUAUCAUCAUCACCUACUAGAGAAGAAAAGGAUCAGAGUAUUUCACCUCCCACUCCAACUGUACCUAGAUUAUUAUCUGCAGCAACAUUGAAGAGGAUUGAAACGAGAACAGAAAGUAAGAGUCCAUCGAAGCAACAGCAGCAGGCUCCUCAAUUGAACAGGUCCUUGAGUAGUAGCCCCACUAAAGCGUCAAAUAGAUAUUCAUGGUCUCCAACGAAACUGCUGACUCCAACGCACAAGAAGAGAAUGCUGUUGGAUAAUGUUACGAAUAAACUAACACCCUCAGCAGUGAUUCAUGAGAAAAGUGAUACCAAUUUAUUUAUGGAGAGAUCAAUUUCACACUUGACCAUGAUGAAAUCAAAUUUGUUUAAUGUUAGGCUAGAAGAUGAUGAAAAGUUGAAACUUAAAACAAUGUUGAAGGAUUUACAUGAUAUACUUAGUGAUGAAAAGAUUCCAUUAGAAGGCAAAGAGAAUGGGCUUCAGUCAAAUAAGGAGAAUGAAAUUCUUGAAUUAUACAGCGACAAAUUGAUUAAUAUGUUCCAAACAAAACUCCAAUUGGUUGAAAAGAACAAUAAUUUAAGUACAAGGUCAAUAUCUCGAGCUUCAACGGAAGGAAUCUUCAAAAGAAUCUACUCCAACGACUUAAGUAGUAACGAAGUCGAAUAA
This is a messenger RNA of Dujonia railenensis, 3258 nucleotides long. The record is from the annotation of a GenBank genome assembly. Lineage: Eukaryota; Fungi; Ascomycota; Pichiomycetes; Serinales; Debaryomycetaceae.